Magallana angulata is the source of this 1934-nucleotide messenger RNA. Its product is annotated as probable transcription-associated protein 1. The transcript is spliced from 5 exons. The coding region runs from base 297 to 1457 and encodes 386 amino acids. The record is from RefSeq and is a predicted model, not a curated record. NCBI's taxonomy places the organism in Eukaryota, Metazoa, Mollusca, Bivalvia, Ostreida, Ostreidae.
UAAAUAUCGAUCGAUUUUAAAGAUCCUUUCCCUCUUAUGAAGGUGUGAAAUAAAACUAGAGCUGCAUUUAAAAAAACGGUUAAUGACACAAUCAUAUGGAAUAUAUUUAAUUCUGAACCAAAAUAAGGAUUCUGGAUUUGCACUCAAUAUAAAGGAAAACAAAAGCACCCCAAGAGUUGUUGAUUCUUCGGGCUUGAUCGAGGUUCCAGGAGAAAUUGGUUCAGCAAGAACGGUAAACUCAAAUCAGAGCUGGGUCGGAAAAUACAUCCAUAAGCUGGGUCGGAGACUUCCUAGCCAUGGCCAGGAUCCUGUGGGUGAUAGCGGCUCUGUCCCUGGUGUCACUCACCCACAGUAUAACGAACGACGUGGUUUACAUUAUUGACACCUCUGGAAGUCUUAAUCAGACCGACCUGGAGUACUCAGUAGAUUUUUUAAUUGACGUCACAAAUUAUCUGACGAUUGGAUCGAGCGACAUCAAAAUAUCUAUAGUGACAUUCUCCAAUGUCUCUAUUGUACAACACAAUUUUAACAGCUUAUCCGAUAAGGCUGCGGUGUUGACAGCGCUCCAAAAUCAGAAAUCCAUAACGACAGCAGGCGGCACCAAAACAUAUGAAGCACUUAAUGACGCAAACACCCUUUUCACGUCAGCAUCAAGCGGCAGACGUACUGGAGUAAACCAGACGGUGGUGGUUCUGACUGACGGGAAGUCUGACAACCUGCUCAAUACAAGGUCAGCAGCGGAGGCUUUGCAUAUGCAAGGAAUAGAGGUCUUCUCUGUGGGAGUGGGUAGCGAAGUUGUUGACGACAAAACGGAGCUGUACGCCAUUGCCAGUGAUCCUGACUCCUACUACCAGCAUGACAUUGAGAACUUCAUCCAUCUCUGUAACGUUGUCCCGACACUGGCCCUCAAGUUAGAUCCAAGCAUCGGUACUAUAACACUACCACCUGACUGUGUGACCACCACCACAACGACUGCUGCUCCGAAAAAGAAAGCCCCGGCCGCCACUACCACUAGUGCUGCCACUACCACUGUUUUAACUACCACCACUAGUGCUACCACUACCACUGUUCCAACAACUACCACUAGUGCUGCCACUACCACUGUUCCGACAACUACGACUAGUGCUGCAACUACCACUGUUACAACCACUACCACUAGUGCUGACACUACAACCACUGCAUCUGCAGGCACCACUACUACAGCUGCAAAUCCACAAAGCCAGCAAUCUGCAGCAACAGACGACUCCUCGUCUUCUACUCCAAUAAUCGCUGUGGGGGCUGCAGCCUCUCUUCUCCUUUUGUCUUCAAUCCCUGGUGGAUACUUCAUGUACAAAGCGGCGCUUAGGAGAAAAAUUCGACAAGAAGAGAAGGAAGAAGAAGUCCAAGACGCCAUUCAACCAUAUGAAAAUUCGGCACCAAAGCAUUUAGGCCCGGGAAAACCCGCUUGGCAAGCGUAGAAAUUCUUAUUUACAUGAACAUUUGUAAUUAAAGGAACUUGGUGCUAUCUAAAGAGCAAAUUCUUUAUUUUAGAAAAUGUAAAUAAAAUAUAAAUUGCUUUAUAUAAACCUAUAGUAGUACUGUCUGAAUAUUAACAAGCUAAAGCUGUUUACCUACAUACAUUGUACACUCAGUAACAAACAAUAUAUAUAAGAAAUGGACCUUCACGAAUUGAAACGUAAAGGAAAUCAUAUUUUGUUUAACGGUGAAUUGCACUAUUAUAAUAAACUAAGUUUUGUGUUGUUGAUAUAAUACGUGUAAAUGGUAAACACGUGUACAUACUGUGAAUAGUUCUAAGGGGACCACAUCACUCUUUUUUUUAAAAAAAAAUGGAAUAAAACUCUGCAUACAGUGAUAAACAGUAUUACAUACUUCUAAGACUUGUUAGAUUUUUUUCUUUGUUGGCUUUUUCUGUUUGUAAAUAAACUUGUAAAACA